AUUCCCUUCCACCCCCCCUCCUUCCCAGAUUACUCGGUACAUCAACAACAAUUGCAAGUCUACCAAGGAAGGUGCAGAUUGGCUGAAGGCAGCAGCUUCAAAGGCUCAGAGCAACUGCCAACCGGGGAAGCGGACUGCCCGCCCCUCAUUUACCCCGCGGAACCAUCCAUGCGAGAGAAAUCUGGCUGGCCAUCAUCAUAAUUUAGCUAGCAGCUACGGGUCCAAGGUUUGUGACGACUGUCCUGUAACACGGUAAUUUCAUGUAAGAUGGGUGGCAUUUGACGGCUUUCGUGGCACGUUUUUCAUGCUGCCGAUGCCAUUGAAGUAAAUAACAGCUGGAUUCCCCGAUUUCGUACCUACCUCCUGGUGAGACGUGUGUGAUCAAGAUCCUCAGUUCUCUUUCUCGUUCUCAUUUUCGCGGCCAUGUCUUUUGGAACGACUGGUCUUGCCCUCUUGGCGGUCGUAUUCUUCGUGAUCCGCUAUUUAAACCGCACGGAUACGCCCAAAAUCAGAAAUCUUCCAGAAGUUCCUGGAGUUCCGCUCUUUGGAAACCUUCUUCAGUUCGGAGAAAAUCAUGCGCGGGUGGCACAGAAGCUAGCAAAAACAUUUGGUCCUGUCUUUCAAGUCCGACUGGGAAAUCGGGUGAUUAGUCCCUACUAUUCAGACAACUCAGGGAAUCCAGGCUAACAAAGAUACCUAGCGGAUUGUCUUCGCAAAUACUUUUGAGUCGGUCAAACAUAUUUGGAUUACCAAUCAAUCCGCCCUCAUUUCCAGACCAACCCUCCAUACGUUCCACGAGGUCGUUUCUACCUCCCAGGGGUUCACAAUUGGUACCUCACCAUGGGACGAAUCUUGCAAGCAGCGUCGAAAAGCGGCAGCAACUGCAUUGAAUAGACCAGCAGUGCAAACCUACAUGCCAGUCAUCGACCUCGAAUCCAAUGUGUCCAUCAAAGAACUACUUGACGAUAGCGAGAAUGGAAGACUGGAUAUAGAUCCAGUUGCCUACUUCCAACGCUUUGCCCUCAACACAUCCCUUACCUUGAAUUACGGAGUGAGAAUCAACGGAAAGAUUGAUGAUGAGCUAUUACAGGAAAUCUGCGAAGUGGAAAGAGCAGUUUCCAAUUUCAGAUCUACCAGUAAUAAUUGGCAAGAUUAUAUUCCGCUUUUGAGGUUAUUACCUUUUGGUAAAUCCGGUGAUCAAGCUAUUGAGUUCCGAGAAAGAAGAGACAAAUACCUCACAUAUCUGCUGAACAAGCUCAAGAAACAAAUUAAAGAAGGAACCGACAAGCCAUGUAUCACAGGAAACAUUUUAAAAGACCCAGAGGCAAAGUUAAACGAGAGUAGGCACACGAGUCUCACGAAAUACUCCCCACGCUAACAGAGUACAGGCGAAAUCAAAUCCAUCUGCCUCACCAUGGUGUCAGCAGGUCUCGACACCGUCCCAGGAAACCUCAUCAUGGGAAUCGCCUACCUCACCUCACCUCACGGCCAAGAAAUCCAAAAACGAGCCUACGACGAAAUCAUGAAAGUCUACCCCAACGGCAACGCCUGGUCGCAAUGCAUCCAAGAAGAAAAAGUCCCCUACAUAACCGCCUUCGUCUGCGAAGUCCUGCGUUUCUUCACCGUCAUCCCCAUCUGCCUCCCCCGGCGAAGUAUCAGGGACAUCACCUACGACAACGCCGUCAUCCCAGCCGGCACAACCUUCUACAUGAACGCCUACGCCGCCGACUACGACACGACGCAUUUCAAAAAUCCCGAGGAGUUUAGUGUCGAGCGGUACCUACUUAACCCCGAAGGCAGCGGGACUCCGCAUUUCGCCUACGGGACCGGGAGCAGGAUGUGUGCCGGUAGUCACCUGGGUAAUCGCGAGUUAUACGUUGCGUUUGUGCGAUUGAUUGUCGCGUUUCAUAUUGAGGCCCCGAGGAGGGAGAGUGAUCGUCCCGUGCUGGAUGCGCUGGGGUGUAAUAGUCGGCCGACGAGCUUGACGACGGAUCCUAGGCCUUUUAAGUGUGGAUUCCGUGCGAGGGAUUUGGGGGCGUUGAAUUCGUGGAUUGGGGAGAGUGAGGUGGGGACUAGGCAUUUGGUGGAUUAG
Molecule: messenger RNA, 2092 nt
Organism: Hymenoscyphus albidus
Lineage: Eukaryota; Fungi; Ascomycota; Leotiomycetes; Helotiales; Helotiaceae
Source: the annotation of a GenBank genome assembly